Messenger RNA from Nezara viridula (southern green stink bug), 3185 nucleotides. Lineage: Eukaryota; Metazoa; Arthropoda; Insecta; Hemiptera; Pentatomidae. The record is from the annotation of a GenBank genome assembly.
GGGCUGGCUAAACUUUCCUGAUCAUUCGUCAAUUGUUACCCGUAAGGGUACCUUCGUGUGCAACUAUGUGAUGGUUGCAUAGUAAUAAUGGUCGCCUUCCUUUUGGAAACUACAUGAUUACAUGCUUAAUUCUGUUUAAUAAUUCGUUUUAAGUUUAGGGGUUGUAUAUGUACUUAAUAAUGACGAUUAUAGUAUUUUUAAUUGAUACGUCGGCUUCUAUGAAUCAAAGAGCAUAUUUAGGUGGACGCCCAACGCUGCUGGAUGUGGCCAAGGGCGCAGUUGAAACGUUCGUCAAGGUGAGGCAAAGAUCUCCAGAAAGCAGAGGUGAUAGGUAUAUGCUAUUAACAUUCGAAGAUCCGCCUCAUAAUAUCAAGGCUGGGUGGAAGGAAAAUCUCGGGACAUUUAUGAAUGAACUCAAGAAUCUACAAUGCCAAGGAAUGACGAUGAUGGGGGCCGCUUUAAAGCAUGCCUUUGAUGUUCUUAAUAUCAAUAGAAUGCAGACGGGAAUUGAUACAUAUGGACAAGGGAGAUGCCCGUUCUUUCUGGAACCAUCAGUAAUUGUAGUAAUAACAGAUGGAGGGAAAUUGUCUAAUUCAACUGGAGUGCAGGAAGAGUUUAAUCUGCCUAUGCACUCUCCAAUACCUGGAUGUGAAUUGACAAGGGAACCUUUUCGCUGGGACCAAAGACUGUUCUCAUUGGUUUUAAGGCUUUCUGGGACACCUGCUGUUGAACGUGAUGUUGGACUUGUGCCAUCUGAUACGUCACCAAUUGAUGCAAUGUGUGAAGUUACAGGAGGUCGCUCGUAUUCUGUAACAUCACAUCGGAUGCUAAUGCAAUGCAUUGAUAGCCUGGUUCAAAAGGUACAGAGUGGUGUUGUUAUCAAUUUCGAAAAGAUUGGUCCUGACCCUCCACUGAUUAGCAACAAUGAUAAAGAAAAUAAUGAAAACGGAGAAGAGAUUAAAGAAUGGGACAAAGAUGGCCAAAACAAAAUUCCCAAUGGGACUCGUACUGCUAUGCCUUCACCUCAAAGUACAGCUUGGCAUAGUUGUAGGAAGCUGAUUUAUGUCCCGAGGUCUGCUCAGAAAGGAUUCCCAGUAGGAUUUUGGCCAAUACCCGAAUCUUUUUGGCCAGAUGCUCAAGGCGCUACUCUUCCUCCUAGGUCAGCUCAUCCUAAUGUGAAGUUCACCUGUGAUAGUCAGGAUCCUAUGGUUAUAGAAAACCUCCCAUUCGACAAAUAUGAGUUGGAACCUAGUCCAUUAACACAAUAUAUACUUGCAAGGAAACAACCUACAGUCUGUUGGCAGGUAUUUGUUCCUAACUCGUAUAAAAACUCAGAAGUUGGACACCCAUUUGGCUACUUAAAAGCGAGUACCAACCUGAGCUGUGUUAAUCUGUUUGUAAUGCCAUACAAUUACCCGGUGCUGUUACCACUGCUUGACGAGCUGUUCAAGAUCCACCGGCAGAAGCACACACCAGAAUGGAGGAAUGCAUUUCAAAAUUACCUAAGAACAAUGCCUUCAUACUACGCUGGGCCUCUGAGGAGAGCACUCACUAGAAUGGGUGCUACAGGAAGUGUUGCCCAGAACUUGAUACCAGAUAAUAUGGAAAAUUCUCUUAGUUUUAGUGUUCUAAAUUACCUCAAACGUCUUAAAAAUCAAGCAAAACUAGAAUAUGAGAAAUUGUGCAAUGAAGUUAGUAGUAAGCAGUUGAGUGCUAAGGCUAAUCAGGGACCUGAGGGCGUACGCGUUACACCUAGGAGUCCCUUCAAAAGGGAUUUAGUGUCUCAUCCUUUACUUCAAGAUAAAUUUCAAACAUUAAGAGACCAACUAAAUGAAUUCGGGAGCUUUGUAGUGGGCAUAGGGCAUAGGCGCCACAGAGCUGGCCAGAGUUUCAGAAAUGCUUUUGACAUCCCCCGAAGAAGCCUAUUGGACCAGAUUCUUCGAAUGAGAGCAAACUUUCUCAAUAUAUCUCCUACUCAUAUGAAACUGCAAGAUGAAGAUGUUAUACAUAGUAUGCCCAUCAGUCAGAUGGGAAAUUAUCAAGAGUACCUCAAGAAAACACCACCACAGCUUAGAGAGGUUGAAUCAACGCCAGUGAGACAACACAUGUUUGGAAAUCCAUUCAAGAUUGAUAAGAGGAUGAUGGUUGACGAAGCUGAUAUUGACCUGGUUGGUGGUGGAGGAAGUGGAACACCUAGGGGACAGAAGAGGCCACUGGUGGAGCCAGGAAUUGGUCGACCGAACAAGAGAAAGCCAGGACCUAUCCCUAAGGACGUUGUAGUCCGACGACCCCCCACCCCUCCUCCUACGCCACCUCCUAGUCCCGCCCCAGCUCUAGCUGCAGCUCCAGCUCCAGCCCCAGCUCCAGCCCCAGCCCCAGCCCCAGCCCCCAGUUCUGCACCCAGCCCACCUCCUCCUGUUUUGUCUGUUCAGAAACCUCCAACUCCUCCUCCCCCACCAUUGCCACCUCAACAAUCUCCACCUUCUCUGCCUCCUGUGCUAGUACUGGUCAAUGGUGAUGUGUCAUCUUCAGACAUAGACAUGGAUGAGUGUUCGCUUGGAAGUCCUGGCUCUCCGCCAGCUGAGUUUGCCCCUCCUGUGUUGCAACCAUACGACGGGCUUCCGCCUCCAGUAGGAGAAAGAGAUGAUCCACCAACAUUGCCAUCAUAUUCCACUCCUCCAUUAUCUCCACCCCCACCUCUUGCUCCAUCUCAGAUCACUGAGAUCAAGAGGCACAACUUAAUGGUCAGGUCUGCAGCGUAUAGGGAGGUCAGGAGGCCAGGCAGGAGUCAAUUACGACCAGCUGUUCGGUCACUUGGAAGGAAUGAAGGGAACCGUGGAAAUGAAGAUAAACUUGCUCAAGGAUGUAAUCAACGAAUCGCUGAGGUUCAAGAGGCGGACGUUGGCCAGCCACCUGGACAAGCAACUGAAGGAGCUAAAGAGCUUGGUCGCACCCGGCACCUCACGCCUGGGGAACAAUGGUGGGAGAUGAACUCGCACGUUAUUGAUCUCGUAGAGAAAGGAGUCAACCUGUUCCAAGUUGUUGCCCAUCAGGAGAAGAGGCUCCUGACAUCGCUCAUUCGUCCUCACCUCUUUCGUCUUGCCUAUGUUGAUUCACAGGUACUCUCUUGCGAUUUGGAUAAGGGCAUCCAACUUGCAUUGCAAGUCCUUGAAUCUCUGUGCUAA